Messenger RNA from Sodiomyces alkalinus F11, 2199 nucleotides. RefSeq lists its product as hypothetical. The transcript has a single exon. Lineage: Eukaryota; Fungi; Ascomycota; Sordariomycetes; Glomerellales; Plectosphaerellaceae. The record is from RefSeq and is a predicted model, not a curated record. Bases 373 to 2094 code for a protein of 573 amino acids.
GGGCUCUCUCUCUCAUAUAGACUUCUUUGAGGCCCCUGUUGAAGAUACCGCCUUUGUUGGUAUUAUUUGUGACAAAGAGACUGUUAACGACGAUCAAAGAGAGUGGGAAAGGCGGUUGAUUCUGCGCAGUGCCGAACAAAAGAUAUUGUCUGCUUCUCCUCGAGCUUCACGGGUCGAAGCAUAUAAAAGUGAGAGUGUCCACAUGGAAUGGAAUCUCGUCCAAGGCUAGGAGCAGCAGAUUCUGUAUUUCGAACCUUUCGUAUGGUUGCAGGACAACUUCUUCGGAAAGCCACAAAACAAACCUAUUCUUUUCAUCGGUUUGAUUCAACAGACAAUCCAGCUGCAUGACGUGCACGAACACCAAGGUGAGUGAUGUCUACCCGACGACCAACACCGACCCCAGGAGGCCAGGGGUCCAUCAAUUCCCACAUGCAGACCCUCGACCCCCUCGCCGCUUGCUACCGCGACUGUAAACCGUUGCUUCUCCAUCCAUCCUCGCCGACGCCACAGGAGUUCGAGACGGGGGUCAGAGCACUGGUCAAGUUUGGGGGCACGGUCGACUGGGACGUCGUGCGGCGCCGGUUACGCGAGGAGGCGACGAUGGACGAACUCGCGCGGACGAAACGGUACCUCGCGCUCCUGGUCCCGUUGUACGACCAGCUCCUGGUGGCGAGGGGCCUUCCGUCGGCGCCGGUGGGGGAUAUCGUCUUUAAUGAGAAUGGUUGGAGAAGGAUCGUCAGCGAGUGUGAGGAAGUUCUCCUUGACGGGUCGACCCAGGCCUGCUGCUCUUCGUGCGCUUCGUGCCGUUCGUCCUCGUCGAAGGCCGGGGGGGAGGGUCGGACGUCGCAAUCCUCUUCCUCGUAUUCGUCCUCUUCCGUGCUUUCCCCCUCCUCCGCCGUCUCUUCCGCACCUUCCUCUACCGCCUCGCCGAAUAGGGUGCAAGCGGAAGCAAGGAUACGGGCCAAGCCCGAGCUGCGCAUCUUCUACCACGGCGAGGACAUGAGGUGGGGCGUCCCGGUCCCGGUCUGCGGUUUCCCGCCGCGGAUCGCGUUCACGCAGGAAGGCACGGUGACGGACGGACACCUCACGCUUCCCCUCGGACCGGGGACCACGGGCGAAGCCGUCCUGCUGGAACUGUUCGCCAGGGAGGACUUGCCGGGUUCGUUUUCCGGGGCCGUCGUCUCGGCGGACGGGUGGCUGUCGUACGGGGCUUUCCAGACGGUCAGGGUGGGGCCCGGGACGCUGGGGGAGCGGCAUCUCCUGCCGAUGAGGUGUCAGGGUCGAAAGUACGGCCUUCUUGGUGGCGGCUUGAACUGGGAAAACGCGGCGAGACCGGAUGGCGUGGGGCGGGCCCGGAAUGCGCACAUGGCGAACGCUUGCACGGCGGGUCCGGUUCCGGUUCCAGGUAAGUUUGGGGGGUCCUGCGGGUGGAAUGCGAACGAGACACCGCAAAACUCGUUUCAGGGGGGGGAUCCCUUCCACAGCGGCAACGCCAACGACCCUUUCACGAGUAGGUCGAACGGGUUGUUUUCUAAGCCGGGCGGCGGCGGCGCUUUUGCACAGCAGCCGAGCCGGGUUGAAGAUGUGGAGAUGGGCGGUAUGGACGAUGUAGGUGCCUCGUUUUGUGCGUCGCGCCCUCGUUCUGUGUUUGAUGCGCCGUUUUUGCAACGGGGGUUCGGGACCCAUAACACGAUACAGGCUCAACAACAGGUGAAUGUGUUUUACGGCGGCGGCGGCGGUGCUGGUGGUAAUAACGGCACUGACAGUGGCGGACUUGGCAAGGUUCGCAUCGACGUGUUGCUGGAUAUGAUUCUCGAGGCUCAUGAAUCGCAGAAACAGACUGCAGAUGCAGGGUCGGACGAUGCCGAGUCUGAUGAGUCGGCUGAGUCGGCUGAGACCGAGCAGUCGGAAGAGUCUGAGGAGUCCGAAGAGAUGGAUGUAGAAACGCCCGAGCAGCCUCAUCUUCAGAAGAACGGCCUCUCAAGUACAAUCAGGGGUAAAAAUGGCGGCUGGAAGAGACCAAGUGGUCACGCUGGACGCAAGCCUACAAAGAAGUUCAGGAAGAGAGUAUCUCGUAGAAGAGGAAAAAGAUAAAUAUACAAUGCAAUAAUCUGUUUUGAUGACUUUGAGUGCCUUUUCCUUUUCCUUCGUCUCUACCUUGUUAGGAACAGAAAUGUGGACGGGGGUCUUCAAGUCUCC